GUUAACUUUCAUGCAUCGACUUGACGGAAACUCCCACCAGUCAUUCGAGUGCAACAUUAUUUCCUGCAACGAUGAUGCAAGGUGAAAUGAGAUGGUGUGUGUGCGUAUUAGGAGACGAUUAAACUCGUGUUUACAGCAUUUGAGUUGAACGAAGGGGCAUGAAAUAAGGAGAAAUGAAGGACAGGCUGGUUGAACUGGGAGGUGUUACCAAAGUCAUCCAAGAGGAAGACCCAGUAGAUAACAGCGAAGAUGUGGACAAUGGUGAACUUGAACAGCACGCAGUGGUGUUUCAGGGUGAAGACAUCAUUGAGCACACCUUCAGAGAAGCCCAAUCCAUCCAGAAAGAAAUCACCCAGCUCAGGAUUGAGGUAAAGAGACUGGGCAAAGAAAACGCUCGCUUUCUCACCUCAGUCAGACGCUUCAGCAUCAUCAAACGCGACUCUAACACGAUUGCAAAGAGCAUCAAAACAAAAGGGGAGAACCUGUAUGCUCGCAUACAGAAGAUGUCUGCACUUUGUAAAGAGUUUGAGGAGAAACAUGGACCCCAAUCGACUUUGGUCCGCAUGAUACGUGGCCAGCUAGUCUCAAUAACGGGCUCGUUUCACGAGGCUAUGAACGAAUACAACAAGGCUGAAAUGGUGCAGAGGGACAACUGCAAGACUCGCAUCCAAAGGCAAGCGGAGAUCAUGGGUAAAGAGGUGACUGGAGACCAAGUUGAAGACAUGAUCGAGACAGGCAAGUGGAAUGUCUUCUCAGACGACUUGCUCAUGGAUGGGCAAACCGCUCGCUCAGCGCUCAAUGAGAUCGAGAAUCGCCACAAGGAGCUUCUGGAGUUGGAGAGUCGCAUCAGAGACAUCCAUGAUCUGUUUUUCCAGUUGGCUUUGCUGGUGGAGGAACAGGGGCCCAUGGUGGACAACAUUGUGGCUAAUGUGUGUGCCACUGUGGACUUUGUGGCCAAAGCGACAUCUGAGAUAGAUAUUGCUGUGAAAUACCAGAAGAAAAACCCUUGUCGACGGCUCUUCUGUUGCUGUUUUCCAUGUUGCAAUAAGUGAUUUCAUUGUUCAUGCCAUGCUUUUCCAAUUUACAUGCGUUUACACAAGCCGUAGCAUAUUAAACGAACAACAGUCUUAUGUCCGUGCGCAACCCAAACUCAUGCUAGUGUUAAAGGAAUGUUCACCCAAAAAUGGAAAUUCUGUCAUCAUGUCGUUCAAAACAUUUUCCCCUUCUGUGGAGCACCAAAGGAUAUCUUGAUCACAGUGUUAGCCUCAGUCACCACUUACUUGUAUUGCAUUUCUUUAUACGCAGUACAAUGCAAGUGAAUGGUGAACACUUCUUUCUUUCAGAAUUACAUGAUGAUAGAAUUUACAUUUUUGGGCAAACUGUACCUUUUAACCAAAAGUCAUGUGAUUUACAGUGGCCUAUGUUAACCUGUACUCUCAUUCAAUAUUAAGGGGUAUUUCAUAACCCAUGGCCCAGUGCCCUUCCCUCAUUGGGUGUCACUGAAAUGUUUUGUGUCUUAACCACAGAAGCUGCAAUGCAGAUGAGUCAGUCAUGCUGCAAUCUUGCUACUGUUUUUUUACUGCGAGUGUCACAGGACAUUUACUUGAUGUGUAAAAGAUAUUAAACCGGAAACCAUAAGCGAAAAGUGUUUUUACACCCAUGUACAGUGCACAAGCAAAUAUUAUACAGAAUUAUGUUUUAUUUACUAUUUUAAAGUACAUUUGAGAAGGAUCUUAUGUGUGGUUUGUUGUAUUAAUUUAAUAAAUAUUUUUAUCUUUCA
Molecule: messenger RNA, 1780 nt
Organism: Myxocyprinus asiaticus (Chinese sucker)
Lineage: Eukaryota; Metazoa; Chordata; Actinopteri; Cypriniformes; Catostomidae
Product: syntaxin-11-like
Exons: 2
Coding region: 174-1052 (292 amino acids)
Biological process (GO): intracellular protein transport; synaptic vesicle fusion to presynaptic active zone membrane; exocytosis
Cellular component (GO): synaptic vesicle; SNARE complex; plasma membrane
Molecular function (GO): SNAP receptor activity; SNARE binding
Source: RefSeq, a predicted model, not a curated record